Phalacrocorax carbo (great cormorant) is the source of this 1285-nucleotide messenger RNA. Lineage: Eukaryota; Metazoa; Chordata; Aves; Suliformes; Phalacrocoracidae. The record is from RefSeq and is a predicted model, not a curated record.
CGUUGGGGCCGGCUCGUUACCGGCCCCGGCCCAUCACCCCACCGGCUGCCACAGCAACGGGGCCCGGCCCCACGGGAGGGGUAACCCCUUCCCGCGGGCUGCGGGCCCGGGACGCGCCGCGGCGCCCGGGAGCGGCUCCAGCCGCCGGCCCCGCCGGCCCCUCCGCACGCUGCCGCCCGUGGCGAGCCGCCCCGCGUGGGCGGGCUGCGCGGCGCUAUAAGGCGGCCCCACGGCGGCGACCGGCGCGGUGCCAUGUGCGCCCCGGGGCUGCUCUGCCGCCGCCUCCUCCUCCUCCUCCUCCUGCUGGCGGCAGCCGCCCCCGGCACCGGAGCGGCCCCACCGGGACGGCCCCGCGCCCGCCGUGGGCUCACCUACCCUGGGACGCUGUGGUGCGGCGCGGGCAGCAACGCGGAUGCCUACGAGCAGCUGGGGGAGCACCGGGACACGGACCGGUGCUGCCGGGACCAUGACCACUGCCAGCACGUCAUCCACCCCUUCACCGCCCGCUACGGGUACCGCAACCUGCGCUGGCACACCAUCAGCCACUGCGACUGCGACCGCAGGUUGAAGGAGUGCCUGCGGCAGGUGAACGACACGGCCUCGCGCGUGGUGGGCCAAGCCUUCUUCAACGUCAUCCAGGUGCCCUGCUUUGAGUUUGCCUACAAGGAGGAGUGCGUGGAGCCCUACCUCUACGUCUGGUGCAAGGCGUACAACACAGUGGCUGUUGCAGUGCCCAGGGAGCCGGUGCUGUAUGAGUUUGGUGGGGAGCUCAUUGACCGGGCAGCGAGGCCCAGGGGGGUCCCUCUGAGCCCCCCGUGGAGCAGCGUGGGCGGAGGAGCCGGCCCAGUGGAGCAUCAUGUGCCCACCCACCCGCUGUCCCCCCACAAGGCAGCCAAGAAGGAGAGGGAGGGGAAGAAGACAGACAAGAAAAAGAAGGGGAAAGGUCCAAAAAAGAAAGACCCUUCUGAGAAGAGGGAGCCGAGCCAUCCUGCAGCCGCUGCCCCCAUCGGGCAGGGCCCACGGGCCGUCCUGCCAGACGUGGGGGAAGCGGCUAACACCGUCCCAAGGGAUGCUCCAGCAUGGGAGGGCUUGGGCAGGGAGCCAUCUGCAGCUCCCCCACCCCUGGUCCUCACCGCCAGCGGGAAGAGGAGGAGGAAGGAGAGAAAUGGAAAGAAGAGGCUGAAAAGCAAAGUGGAGGCAGAGCCCGCACAAGAGCUGCGGCUCUGACUCCCCCCUCACCCCACGCGGGUCUUGGCUGUGUAAUAAAGUUGGUCGCUCGAGCAGA